AUGCUUCCAAGCAGAGGGAUUGCGCGCUCCCUCCCCUCACCGGGAGCCUGGACGCAGAAGCAGAGCCGAUUCGUGAGCCUCUCGAGUCGAAAGUUGGGCCAUGGACGACACUUCGGCACCUCGUUGCGAAGCGUCAAUGGUGGACUGACGACGGCAUCGUCACCAUUCCGAACUCGAUAUGCGGCCGCCGCUCCAAUUGUCCUAGGAGGCGUCUCAUCGUCAAGAUCGCUCUCCCUGUGGGGUUGGGGUGGAAGCAGCAGCAAGGACGCCUCUGCUGCCGAAGCCGCUGCCGCAACACCAGAGGCAGCGAGCGUUGCUGCUCCCGCACCGGCGGAACAAGCCUCUACGGUAGCCUCUGCCGCUCCGACCGACGCCGCGGCCGCUGCUGCAUCUGCGACUGAGCCCGCCGCCGUCGCCGCCUCCGAUGUCGACCUCUCCUCGAUCUCGGCGCUUAUCAACGGCCAGGACAUUCUCAACAUGCGCGAAGAGAUUGGUUACUUGCACGCCAUCGGCCUCGACUACGGCUGGGGUUUCACUUCCAUCAUGCAAUGGACGCUCGAGCACGUUCACGUCUGGUCGGGGCUGGGCUGGGGCGCCUCCAUCAUGGCCACGGCUGUCUUGCUGAGGGCCAUCAUGUUCUACCCCCAGAUUCAGAGCCUCAAGUUCAACGCCGUCAUGCAGAGGAUGCGAAAGGACCCGCGGUCCAACGAGGCCAUGAAGCUGGUCCAGCAAGGUUUCCAGGAGAGCGACAUGGAGAUGCGUCAGCGCGGCCAGGUUCUGAACAAGCUGCUGAGGACCGAGUACGGCGUCAGCAACUGGGGCAUCAUGUGGUCUCUUGCGCAGAUCCCUUUUACGUUUGGUCUCUUCCGUAUCGUGAGCGGCAUGACGCACAUCCCCGUGCCUUCGCUUGAGUCUGCCGGCUUCCUCUGGUUCGUCGACCUUGCCGCCACGGACCCCUACUUUAUCCUACCCGCCACCGGUACCGCUCUGAUGAUGGGUGCCCUUCUGAUCAAUGCAAAGCACACGCCCAAGCAGCAGAGAAAAAUGCUCAAGCCCAUGAUGUACAUCUUCGGCACCGUCGGCUUCAUCGGCACCACAUUCCUCUCCGCCGCCGUCAACCUCAUGACCGUCGCCCUCGGCGGCUCCACCCUCCUCACAGCCCUCAUCCUCAACAUCCCCUCCAUCCGCCGCUCCCUCGGCCUCCCCAACGGCCCCGUCGACGAAGCCGUCGCCCCUCCAAAGACCAUCCAGUACGAGGCUCCCCGCACCGAGGCCCCCGGCAUGGCCGGCCUGAGGGAACGCCUCACCAGCAGCCUCGACGACAUGAAAAAGGGCGUCUCCGAGUCCGUGUCUAAUUACACCGGCACGUACUCGGGCACGGAACAGGAAAAGGCCGAGAGGAAACGCCGAGAACUGAUCCGCCAGCUGGAAAACACGCGGAAACAGCAAGAGCGCGAGCAAUUUGAGUUGAAAUACAAGGGCAAGAAAUAA
Messenger RNA from Trichoderma aggressivum f. europaeum, 1491 nucleotides. RefSeq lists its product as uncharacterized. Gene Ontology annotation, cellular component: mitochondrial inner membrane. The record is from RefSeq and is a predicted model, not a curated record. Lineage: Eukaryota; Fungi; Ascomycota; Sordariomycetes; Hypocreales; Hypocreaceae. The transcript is spliced from 3 exons. Gene Ontology annotation, molecular function: membrane insertase activity. Bases 1 to 1491 code for a protein of 496 amino acids. Gene Ontology annotation, biological process: protein insertion into mitochondrial inner membrane from matrix.